AUGCCAACUUGUAAAACUAAAAAUGAAGUAGAAAAAGCAUUUAAAUUAAUUGAAGAUUGCAAAUCUAAAGCUGCGGAAGAAUGGCUUGCAGAUAAAAAAAUUCCCUGGGUUAUAUCAGCAAUUAGCUCAGCUUAUACUAAAAUGAAUCUUGAAAUUUGGAAUACUAAUAAAAAUAAUACAAUUAUUAUUGAAA
Funneliformis mosseae is the source of this 193-nucleotide messenger RNA. NCBI's taxonomy places the organism in Eukaryota, Fungi, Glomeromycota, Glomeromycetes, Glomerales, Glomeraceae. The record is from the annotation of a GenBank genome assembly.